AUGCCAACGAUAACUCCCGCAACUCCCUCAUCUUUCCUACGACCUGCCGUUCAGUCUUCAGUUAUUACACCGGAUCCUACACCCCCUUCUACCUCUACUUCUACUAGCAAUACCAAUCAAUCGGGUCGGAGGACGAUGGAUGUGGUGGAAGAAGAACAGAAGGCUGGCUUGAAGGCCAUUCGAAAUUUCUUGAGGCUGAGGACCAGUUAUGAUGUCUUGCCUGUUUCGUUCAGGUUGAUAGUCCUGGAUACCACACUACUUGUGAAGCAGAGCUUGGCGAUACUCGUUCAGAAUGGCAUUGUUUCAGCACCUCUUUGGGACUCGACACAGUCCAAGUUCGCUGGCCUCCUCACAUCGACCGAUUUCAUCAAUGUCAUACAAUAUUACUUUCAGUUCCCUGAUGAUCUAAAGGAGAUUGACAAAUUCAGACUGAAUAGCUUGCGAGAGGUCGAACGCCGAAUCGGUGUCGCGCCGCCCGAGACCUCCUACAUCGACCCAAUGAAACCUCUCUACGAUGCCUGCCGCCAAAUGCUUCGCUCUCGUGCUCGCAGAAUACCUCUUAUCGAUGUUGACGACGAAACCGGUCAAGAGAUGGUUGUCAAUGUGGUCACACAAUACCGUAUUCUACGAUUCGUGGCUAUCAAUGUCAAGGGUGUGCAGGCGCUUCGCAAGCCUCUCAGGGACCUUAAAAUUGGAUGUUAUGAUAAUUUGGCGACGGCAACUAUGGAUACACCGGUGCUGGACGUGAUUCAUCUGCUGGUCAAAAAGGACAUUGCUAGUGUGCCUAUUGUUAAUCCUGAUGGGGUUGUUCUGAACUGCUAUGAGGCUGUAGACAUCCUGACUCUCAUUAAGGGUGGGAUUUAUGAUGAGCUAAGCCUCACUGUUGGGGAAUCCCUCUUGAAGAGGCCUGAUGACUUCGCUGGAAUACAUACCUGCACGCUGCAAGACCGUCUUGACACAAUCUUUGACACGAUUAGAAACUCACGAGUUCAUCGAUUUGUGGUAGUGGAUGAGAAGAAACGAUUGGUAGGGAUUUUGACACUGAGUGAUAUUUUGAGGUAUAUCUUGCUGGAAGGGAAUGAUGCAGGCGAAGGGUCGUAA
Messenger RNA from Orbilia oligospora ATCC 24927, 1101 nucleotides. RefSeq lists its product as uncharacterized. The transcript is spliced from 6 exons. Bases 1 to 1101 code for a protein of 366 amino acids. NCBI's taxonomy places the organism in Eukaryota, Fungi, Ascomycota, Orbiliomycetes, Orbiliales, Orbiliaceae. The record is from RefSeq and is a predicted model, not a curated record.